Messenger RNA from Meyerozyma guilliermondii ATCC 6260, 270 nucleotides. RefSeq lists its product as uncharacterized. Bases 1 to 270 code for a protein of 89 amino acids. Gene Ontology annotation, cellular component: mitochondrion. Lineage: Eukaryota; Fungi; Ascomycota; Pichiomycetes; Serinales; Debaryomycetaceae. Gene Ontology annotation, biological process: mitochondrial respiratory chain complex IV assembly. The record is from RefSeq and is a predicted model, not a curated record. The transcript has a single exon.
AUGUCCACUGCGUCGAAAAUCACCCUUGGCCUCUCCAUCACAUUUGCCGUGACGGCACUCGUAGGUGUCAACUACUUGCAACGGCUCGAGAGGGCGGCACUUCGUCAGGGACCUAUUAAGGAUGCCGAAAGAAUGAAAUCCAAAAAGCAAGUCCUCAAUGAAAAAGAGCACCUCGAGCAGAUCGAGUUACGGAAAAAGUACGAGCUGUUACAGCCGUUGACGGGAGAAAUCAUUAGAGGAGAAGAAAAUGUAGAUAGCAACAACCUGUAG